AUAAGUUGUGUGAUUACGCCAGAGCGCAGGGGCAGCCCACCUCUCAGCGCUCAGCGCUCAGCGGAGAGACGAGCACAGACAGCCGAGAGACGAGGCAGAGGCAGCCGCUGACGGGCGGAGGCAGCGGCGAGCAGACCAGGCUUUCUGAAGAAAUCCCAAAAAAUCGUCGUAAAAGCGCCAUGUCCUCGCCCUCAGACGAAAAGGCCGAGCUCUCCUCUCGGAUCUUGGCAUCAGAACAACUGAAGAAGACGUGAUGGAAGGAUAGUCAGCUCCAGACAUUAACGAUGGGAUCGUAGUCUGCGCAACUCCAGAGAUGGAUGAAGCGAAGGAAUUGAAGGAUGCCUAAGACUCUGCCGCUGAAGACAUCAGGAGGACUGUACUAAGAAAAGAAGAAGGCUUGACCCCCUACUGGACAAUCGAAUGGAGACUACAGCUUUAUCAGGAAGAUGGCGGCUCUGAUUUUGCUUUUGGAUUUGUAAUGACAGAACCUUGAUGUAAUUUUGCCUGCUGUGGUGCACUUGUUCUUAGGACAAAUGUGUUUUCAGUGUUGUUUUUCCAAUGUUUUAACAGUGUUAUGUUGCAACUUUCUAUUGUUUCAGCCAAUAUGUCCAUCCUGUAUGUAUGUAUGCUCACUCGAACAUUCUACUUUUCAUUUAACUAAAUAAAACUUCUAGUUUUUAAACGAUUCUGACUCGCUCUCAUUGGAGGGGGAAAUGCUUCGAUAACCUGACUUAAACCUUUCUUCUUUGCAAAAGUCAAUGUCCGACCAACUUUUUCAAAGUUUUUCCAACGAUUGCCGUGAUGGUUUUCACCUGCUUAACAGUUCUGUGUGGCUUUCUGAACUACGCUGGUCUAAGAGACGACAUCAUUUACGUAAGGUUUUACGUAAGCCGUUCGUUCUUGGCUACUUUUAAAUCAUCUCCGUCUAAUCUCAAACCUAUUCCUAAAUUCCUAUUAAACCAGCAAAAACGGGUAACCGUUUUGGUGUGGCUUGAAUUCCGUCGGCCUAGAGGUGAACGAUCAUGCUAGCCCAUCCUGUCUGCGAUUGUUAAAAUUUCCAAAAGUCCAACUUCCGUGUCUCCAUGAACCAAAUCGGUCUAGAAAAUUAGACCCAACGGUCAGUUCCAAACUCGCUACGGUCAGACUAAGCUUGCGGCGUCCAAGCCUAGAAGCCCUCGUUCUUACUCGGCCGUUCAAAUAAAGCUGAAAACGACUUCAUAAGUUGAAAUGCAACCUCGACGCACGUUCCUGGCUUUAGACCUUCUUAUGCUGCCAGCUUUCAACGAUAUUCCCUGCAGCUGUUGUAGAAAUAUGAAAGAAUUAUGGUGUGAAAAUGACUACUUUUUUUUUUGCCACGGUGGUCCAGUCGGUCUUAAACUCAACCUGAAGUCUAAGCUCAACCUCAGGGCUUAUGUGAAGAGUUAGAUGUGCUCUAAAAUGGUGUCCCAUGCAGUCCAACGGUCUAAAAUGGCUCCUGAUAUCGCGUUUCCUCUCUGAGCAGGAAGUGAUGGCUUACUGAAAUCAUUUGUUUUAAACCCCUGAGAACAAGUCUUAUGAGCUGCAGCCUCGCGGUGGGCUCGGGGCGGCAUGUGCGUCCUUUAGGUUGGCCUGAGAUCUUUAGUGGAAGUGUGUUGGUGAAGUAGUUUUAGUUUAAAAUAAAGGGGGCGGGUCUUCAGUGCAUCACCUGAGUCCGGGCUAAAUGGAGAGAACGUCAAUCAGAGGCUGAAGCUCUCAGAGCUGGGAAGGAGCUGUAGAUGGCGGAUGAGCCUUGGGAAAGGGAACGCGCUGAGCCUCGCCGGGCGCUCUGGAGCACUUCUCUCUCAACUUUCUCCAACUUCCACUCUCGCGUUAGGGCUCGUAUUUAAGCGGGGUUGAUUCGUGUGUUCGGUGGGGGGAUGUAGAAACGUCCGUGCGUCGUUUUCGCGGCUUUGUUUCGUCGAGAGAAAACCAUGUACUGCUUUAGCGUAGAGGAGACAGUCGUUGUUUUCUCUGCCUUGCGCUGGCAGCCAUGGCGGUCCUCCAUUUUUAGUGCGCCGCGCAAGGCGCUUUAGAUCCUCCACUCUCCAUUCAAAAGGCCACCGCCGGAUUUCUUUCUUUCUUUUUCUCCUUUUUCUAAUAAUACUCCGUUUUGUAUUUUCAUUCGAGGUUGUCGGAACCUGUUUUUUUAUUAUUAUUAUUAUUUUUCUUGCCGGACUAUUAAAUCGACCUUUUUUCCCGGCCGCUACAUUUCCCUACGUGUCUGUGGAAUAGGUAUGUGUACACUGUAUAUCAAUGUAAUCGGUUGUUUUCUGCUUUUAUCAUCUUUUUAAUCGUCCUUUGUCUGAUGACGCAGUAAGAAUUUAUGCAUGUGGCUGUGCUGGAUCUGUUGCAUUGAAAGUCUAUCGACGUAUGUUGUUUGACGUCGAUCGGCACCGAGCAGGUGUCACGUAAUUCCUCGCUGUUUAGAGCUUAAUGUUUUUCUGUUAAAACGCAUUUCUUCUCAAAUGUGUAAAUCGAGGCUGUUUUUCUGCUGUGUCGCAACGGGAGGACCUUUUCUGUCCUUAAAGCUAAAGCAAGCCGAUGGGACUUGUAUGAUGGUUCACCCCACUUUCAACUUUUGACAGUUAAUACCUGGACUAACGACCACCGUUAACAAAAAGCUCAAAGGCAAAACGAUGAUGACCAACAAGAACAAAAAACAAGGAGACGACGGCUCAACUCGGAGCAAUGCUUCAAGCAACUCUGCGUCAGAGGAGUCAAACCACUCCGGCUCGGAGUCAGCCAGUCAGUCGGAGAGUGAACAGGGCAGUGAGCGAGCACGGUCCCACCACUCCGAGUCCAACAGCUCAUCUGAGUCAGAGAGCCACUCCGAGUCUGGGAGUGAGUCUGCUGGCUCCAAGACCCGCCAGGCAGAAACAGAUGAGCAUGAUCCCAAAGACAAACGUAUUAAGAAGAAGGAUCUGGCAGACGUAAAGAAGAUGUGGGAGCAACAUCCAGAUGUUUACGGUGUUAGAAGGUCCAACCGGAGCAGAACAGAGCCAGCUCGUCUGAACAUUGGAGCAGAGGGCAGCAGUGAGUCUGAGAGCGAGAGCCCUAAAAGAAAAGGAUCCCAGCAGAAAAAGAGACAAAAUAUCUGGAAAGAUGAUGACUCAAACGACGAGGAUGAUGAUGAUGAUGAGGAAGAGGCCAGCAGUUCAGAGAGUGAGCAGGAAGAAAAAAAAGUUAGAUCCAGACGACUUGCUGCUAGAAGACCUCAGACCAAAUCCACAGCCAAGCAGCAUCAGUCUCCAAAGGGACGGAAACAAAGAAAGCAGGAGUCGUCGGAAGAGGAGGAAGAUGAUGAUGACGACGAUGAGGAUGACGAGGAGGAUACUCCAAAGAGACAGACCCGUCGCAGGGCAGCUACUAAAGUUAGUUAUAAGGAGGACCAGAACGAUUUUGAGACGGACUCGGAUGACCUGAUCGAGAUGGCUGAGGGGACAGAGGAUAUGCAGGAUGAUGACAGUGAGACCAUUGAGAAGGUCGUUGACACCAGGGUUGGUAGGAAGGCAGCUACUGGAGCUACCACCACUCUUUAUGCUGUAGAGGCCAACGGCGACCCUGGAGCCGAUUUUGACCCAGAGAAGGAGGAAGGAGAGACUCAGUACUUCAUCAAGUGGAAGGGCUGGUCCUACAUCCACAACACAUGGGAAAGUGUAGAUUCUCUCACCCAGCAGAAAGUCAAAGGGAUAAAGAAGCUGGAAAAUUUUAAGAAGAAGAAUGAUGAGCUUAAUGCUUGGUUGAGAAGGGCAUCACCUGAGGAUUUGGAAUAUUACAACUGUCAGCAAGAGCUAACCACUGAUCUGAACAAGCAGUUUCAAAUAGUGGAGAGAGUCAUUGCAACAAAAACCGGGAAAUCACAGGUGCCCUCUGAUUUUCCCUCACACAAGACCACUUCCAAUGAGCCAGAGUACUUGUGUAAGUGGAUGGGUCUGCCCUAUGCUGAAUGCACAUGGGAGGAUGGUACUUUAAUAGGAAAAAAGUUCCAGUCUUGUAUAGAUAGUUUCAACAACAGGAAUGUCUCUAAAACCAUCCCCUCCAAAGACUGCAAGGUGUUAAAACAGAGGCCUAGAUUUGUGGCUCUAAAGAAGCAGCCAUCUUACAUCGGGGAUGAGAACUUGGAGCUGAGAGACUAUCAGUUAGAUGGGGUGAACUGGCUAGCCCACUCCUGGUGCAGGUGUAACAGUGUUAUAUUAGCAGAUGAGAUGGGCCUGGGGAAGACCAUCCAGACCAUUUCCUUUCUCUCCUACCUGUUCCAUCAGCACCAGCUGUACGGCCCCUUCCUAUUGGUGGUGCCCCUGUCCACGCUCACUUCUUGGCAGCGGGAGUUUGUUACCUGGGCACCUGACAUGAAUGUUGUGGUCUAUUUGGGGGACGUCUUGAGCAGGAAGACGAUUCGUGACUAUGAGUGGAUCCACCAGCAGAGCAAAAGAAUCAAGUUCAAUGUGCUUUUAACUACAUAUGAAAUUUUAUUAAAGGAUAAGGGUGUUUUGGGGAACAUAAACUGGGCCUUUCUUGGGGUGGAUGAAGCUCACCGGCUGAAGAAUGACGACUCGCUGCUAUACAAAACACUGAUCGAUUUCAGGUCAAACCACAGGCUGCUUAUCACUGGGACCCCGCUGCAGAACUCGCUCAAAGAGCUGUGGUCCCUUCUGCACUUUCUGAUGCCUGACAAAUUUGAGUCCUGGGAAGAUUUCGAGGACGAGCACGGUAAAGGCAGGGACAACGGCUACCAGAGUCUUCAUAAAGUGCUAGAGCCCUUCCUACUGCGUCGUGUCAAGAAGGACGUGGAGAAAUCCCUGCCUGCCAAAGUGGAGCAGAUCCUCCGAGUGGACAUGUCCGCCCAGCAGAAACAGUUCUAUAAGUGGAUUCUCACAAGGAAUUAUAAAGCCCUCCAAAAAGGCACCAGAGGAAGUUCUUCAGGCUUCCUUAACAUUGUCAUGGAGUUGAAGAAGUGCUGUAACCAUGCCUUCCUUAUCAAGCAUCCAGAGGAGGUAGAAAACGAGAGUUCACAGGAGCGCUUACAGACCACGGUGCGAGGCAGCGGGAAGCUCGUCCUCCUGGAUAAACUCCUGACCCGGCUGAGGGAACGGGGCAACCGCGUGCUCAUCUUUUCUCAGAUGGUCCGUAUGCUGGACAUUCUGGCUGACUACUUGGCCAUGAAACACUAUCCAUUCCAGCGCUUGGACGGUUCUAUCAAAGGAGAGCUCCGGAAACAAGCACUCGACCACUUUAAUGCUGAGGGUUCUGAGGACUUCUGUUUCCUCUUAUCCACUCGUGCUGGAGGCCUGGGCAUCAAUCUAGCCUCAGCUGAUACCGUGGUAAUCUUUGACUCAGACUGGAACCCACAGAACGACCUGCAGGCACAGGCCAGAGCCCACAGAAUAGGCCAGAAAAAACAAGUAAAUAUUUAUCGUCUGGUCACCAAAGGGACUGUAGAGGAGGAUAUUAUUGAAAGGGCUAAAAAGAAGAUGGUUCUAGACCAUCUUGUCAUUCAGAGAAUGGACACCACUGGGCGAACGGUCCUGGAUAAUAGCUCAGGAAAUUCAAAUUCAAACCCUUUUAACAAGGAGGAGCUGACAGCCAUCUUGAAGUUUGGCGCAGAAGAGCUCUUUAAAGAGCCUGAAGGGGAAGAGUCAGAGCCACAGGAGAUGGACAUUGAUGAGAUUUUGCGGCUGGCUGAGACCAGAGAGAGUGAUCAAGGUUCCAGCGCAACAGAUGAGCUCCUGUCCCAGUUUAAGGUGGCCAACUUCACCAUGGAUGAGAGCGCUCCAGAGCUCGAGGAGAAACCCGUGAGGGACUGGGAUGACAUCAUUCCUGAAGACCAGCGGCGACGGGUGGAGGAAGAGGAGAAGAAGAAAGAGAUGGAGGACAUCUACAUGCUGCCCAGGAGCAGGAGCUCCAAUAAAAGAGCGCAGGCUAAUGACAGCGACAGCGACGUUGGCUCAAAGCUCAAACUCAAGAACCGUUCCUCAGGCUCGGAGAGUGAAACAGAUGACAGCGAUGAUGACAAGAAGCCAAAGCGGAGAGGCCGACCGCGUGCACGCAAGAACAACGUGGAGGGCUUCACUGACGCAGAGAUCCGCAGGUUCAUAAAGGCUUAUAAGAAGUUUGGAGCCCCACUUGAGAGGCUGGAGGCCAUUGCACGAGACUCUGAGUUGGUGGACAAGUCCAUAGCAGACCUAAAGAGACUGGGAGAGCUUGUUCACACCACAUGUGUGACUGCAAUACAGGAGCAUGAGGAGCAAAUGAAGGAGAACCCCACAGAAGCCAAAGGUCCAGGGAAAAGACGUGGCAUCAACAUCAAGAUCUCGGGGGUUCAGGUGAAUGCCAAGUCCAUCAUCCAGCACGAGGAAGAGUUUGAGCCUCUUCACAAAGCUGUGCCCUCCAACCCUGCCGAGAGGAACAAGUUUCAGCUGACCUGUCGUGUGAAAAUUCCUCAUUUUGAUGUGGACUGGGACAUCCAUGAUGAUACACAGCUGUUGCUGGGCAUCUAUGAGCAUGGCUACGGCAACUGGGACCUGAUCAAGACUGAUUCUGACCUUAAGCUUUCAGAAAAGAUACUUCCAGAUGACCCUGCCAAGAAACCACAAGCAAAACAGUUACAGAUGAGAGCAGACUACUUGUUGAAGAUGCUGAAGAAGGACCUGGAGAACAAAGAUGCAUCCAAAGCAGGAGAGGAGACCAAGGUAAAGAAGAGGAAACCACGAGUAAAGAAGGAGAACAAGGCCCCAAAAGACGAGCUAGCCAAUGAAAUCUCUUCUCCCCGUCUGUCUGAUAUCCCUUCUGAGGAAGGCGAAGUGAAGGAUGACGGAGCUGAGAAAUCCCCCACAAAGAAAAAACAGAAGAAGAAGGACAACAAAGAGAACAAAGAGAAGCAGGGAGCUCAGAAGAAAGAGAAGGAGGGCGACAAAGACAAAAAGCGCUCCAAGCUCAAGAAAGAUAAGGCCAAACCAGCAGGCAAAGGCAAGAAGGCUCAGGGUCCGGUGCACAUUACAGCAGGCAGUGAGCCUGUCCCUAUUGGAGAGGAGGAUGAUGAUGAACUGGACCAGGAAACCUUCAGCAUUUGUAAAGAGAGGAUGAGGCCGGUGAAGAAGGCUCUGAAGCAGCUGGAUAAGCCAGAUGAAGGCCUGUCCGUGCAGGAGCAGCUACAGCACACCAGAGCCUGCCUGCUGAAGAUUGGAGACCGCAUCACUGAGUGCCUUAAAGCCUACAGCGACCCGGAGCAUGUCAAGACUUGGCGCAGAAAUCUCUGGAUCUUUGUGUCCAAGUUCACCGAGUUUGGAGCCAGGAAACUGCACAAGCUGUAUAAAAUGGCCCAGAAGAAGCGAUCCCAGGAGGAAGAGAAAGAGCAAAAGAAGAAAGAUGACCCCACCAGGAAGAAGCCUUUCCGGCCUGAACCGUCUGGAUCGAGUCGUGACUCCACCGGGACUCAGUCUUCAACUAAGCCCCAUGCACCUCAGAACCAUCCCACUGGGCCGCCAUCUCACUCCCACCACCGUGAACCCUACAAUCAGUCCAAUAAGAGACACUUCCCUAAUGAUGAUCGGGGAGAAUGGCAGAGGGAGCGUAAAUACAACUACCCUGGUAACAGCAACCAGUCCUGGCAAGGUGACCGCCAUCACCCUUACGACCCUCACAGGUACAAGGACCAUCACUAUGGUGACCGACGGCCACAUGGGGACUCUUACCGCAACCCUGGAGGCUACCGGAACAGUGGCUCUCCCCGCAAACGCCCCUAUGACCAGUAUGGCAACGACCGCGACCACCGGGGUCAUCGUGACUAUUAUGAUCGACAUCCGGACCCCAAGAGGAGGCGAUCAGACGAGUACCGCUCACCGAACUACCACCAGGGCAGUGGAGGAGGAGGCGGGGGAGGAGGAUAUUCUCAGGACUUCAGGAGGAUGCCUGAUCACAGGGGCAUCCCUGGGAACCACGGCCAAAUGGGGCCUGACCACUACCGGCCAUUUCACCCAGACAAGCCCCCUCCUGUUAUAGACCCUCGCUCCCCUCAAGCACAGAAAUCCCCACUCGAAUCCCUCUCGCCCCUUGAGAGGACUGCAGAGCAGAAACCCGGGACAGACCUCAACUGGAACAACAGGAAGACAUGAUUCAGGUGAGCGCUCCAAGCAGGGACGGUCCACGCUGCUCAGUGGACACUGCAGGGAGGACACCUUUCUUCUGGCCCUUAUGGGCAAAACUGGGCCGUCUUUACCAGCCACCAACAAAUCCCUUCCUACAGCUAUAUGUCGAGCUCUGCCAGUGUUGUCCUGAGCUCAAUUCUGGAUGUAAAAGGAAGCUUGAAAUGAGGAAAAGGAACGGCGAAAGCUGUUAGUCCUAUGGACUAUUACGUGAAUGAACUUACUAAAGCCUUUGAAGUAUGACCGAGUUUGAAGCGUGAAAGUGCCUCACGUAUUUGGCCUCUUUUUUCUUUUUUUGGAAAGUCAUUAGUAGAAAAGGGAGUAUUCCCAAAGCAAACAUUACUUUGAUGUUUUUCAUUUUCUUUUUUUGUUGGUUUGUUUUGUGCAGAAUAAAGGAUUAUUCCGUGAACAUAGCCUUUAUGGGGGGUGGGGGUGGGGGCUAAAUCACAGCACCUUUAGGUUUUAAUUCAUCUGUCUUUUUUUUUUUUUUUUUUUUUAGAUGUUUUGAUCAUGUAUUGGGUUAAUCUUGGAUUAAUUUGCACCUGCCCUUGUAUCAAGCUGAUAGGAAAAAUGGAUGUUAGAAGUUGUAACUACAUGUACAUGUACUCCUGUUUUGGGACUUAUGAAAUCUUUAAUUAGUAUAAAAAAAAAGUACAACAUUCGCAGCAAUGGACAGCACAGAUGACUGAAUUAGCCGACUGCUAGGCUAUGUAAUCCAGUCUGUGAAAUUAAGGCUGGACACAAAUUCCAGGUCAAUACAGGCCUUGUUGUCAGAACACUAGCUAACUAAAGCCCAAAAGCUGUAUUUUUCUAUAGUUUUAAGCUGAAAUUUCCAUCUUCAUGUUUCCGACAUUUCAGUGAGUAUAGGCUAAUGAUUGCUAAUGGCAGAUUUUUGUAUUGCACUACAAGUAUUGGACUCUACAUCUCCAGCCACUCACAGAAUAAAACAAUGGACAAUAUUCCUCAUUAAUAUUUUUUCCUUAGUGUGAGUAUGCUGAAAUGUUUGAUAUGUUUGACCUUUAAAUGGAAAUGCUGGCACUGAGAGUGUUGGAACAGAAGGGAGCGGGAAUGUCAAGCUAUUUUGGGUUCACCCGUUCCAAUGCCAAAAAACAGACGGGAGUGCUGGUACAUGAUAUUGUUGGGGUUCUCUUUUCCCUUUUUUUUUUUGUUUGUUUCCCUCCAUCUGUGCCUUAUUCUUGUGUCUAAGGAAUCUCCGGUGGCAUUUUCGUGGUCUUUAAUGACAGAGACUGUGCAGUAUUAGGCUGUGGUGUUGUGAUAGACAUUGAGGUGAAGAGUUGGCGAUGAGCGGGGAACAAUAUGGCAGGCCGUGCUGGGAGGACCAUUGUUCUUCUUCAGAGGAACCGAGUUGUGUUAGGAGUCACAGCCUCUCCCUCGUUCUGCAGCUCUAGCCUGCACUUCACGGACCUGUGUUCAUUCUUCGAGACAAGCCAAUUAAAGUAAUUUAUAUUUGUGAAAAAAGAAGCCACUGUUCAGAUGAACUAUGCUGUACAUACUGUUUAUAGACCUAUAUGUAUUAAACUUUCCUACGUCAUGCAGUUCC
Molecule: messenger RNA, 9720 nt
Organism: Pygocentrus nattereri (red-bellied piranha)
Lineage: Eukaryota; Metazoa; Chordata; Actinopteri; Characiformes; Serrasalmidae
Gene: chd2
Product: chromodomain helicase DNA binding protein 2
Exons: 42
Coding region: 2655-8129 (1824 amino acids)
Biological process (GO): regulation of transcription by RNA polymerase II; nucleosome organization
Cellular component (GO): nucleus; chromatin
Molecular function (GO): histone binding; ATP binding; ATP-dependent chromatin remodeler activity
Source: RefSeq, a predicted model, not a curated record